UUUAAAUUUUUCAUUAAAUUUUUUUUUUAUCCAAGAACUAUUUUAUGAAUUUUUUAAGGUAUUUAUUUAAUUUUACAAAACUAAAAAUAUUUAUUUAACCUCAGUAAGUUUUUGAAACUAAAAUUUUUCUAAAAAUCGAAUUUACAAAAUGGCUACCUGAAUUCUUUUUUUUUCCAAAUUCCUAAACUAAUUUUAUCGAAUAAACAAAUAUAACAUUUUCAAGUACCUAUCUGUUUUCCGUCUCAGCCUUAAAUUUAAAGUCUACCUAUAUUAAUAAUUAUUAAAAGAUUUAUAAUUCCAAAACUUAUUAGUAUUGAUUUUUUCCCAACUUGCAUGUUAUCAUAUAAUGUAUAUUAUGGUUGUUAUUAUAAUAAUAAACGCCACUUGGUCCAUGACUAGAUAGAACAGACACGGGCCCUUUGAAUCGCGUUCAACAUUGAUUACGUCAUCCGUUUCUCCACCCCCGCGAUCCACCACAGCACCACACCGUCAGCUAACAACACUAUAUACAACCGCUUGUCUCGUAUGGUCGUAUCUCACGUAUCUGUGAUAAUAAAAUUAUAGUAGUAGUUCCCUUUCCCUCAUAGAAAAGUAUACUGUUCCCCUGGUAUUCUCAAAAUAUUUUCGUCCUAGCGACGGCGACGCGCGCGUUUUAUUUUGUUAAAAAUAUUUUUGAAAUGUCUUACAAUAUUCGUUGUCUCGCCCGUUUCGUGAUCGCCGUGACGCCGUUUUAGUAGUGUUUUAUUAAUAAUUUUUUAACUGUGUUUAAAUCGUGGUAAGUCCACAACGAAAUGGGCGAUUUCGUGUGUACACAAUAUCAUAAUAUAGUUUGUAAUAAUAGAAAUAAUAAUAAUGGACAACUAUAACAUGUAUUGUUUUUUUUUUUUAAACCAAAUUUUUAUCGAAAAAUAUUUGUUCAAUAAAAUUAUUAGUCACUGCUCCCGAAACCGUGAUCAAAAUGGUUAGCCAUGUGUUCAAAGUUCAACGCGUUUAGUGUUCAUUUUAAAGAACUAUAUACCUAUGUAUUUACAAUAAAGUACUAUCUAUAUUAUAACGCUUUAUUUUGGUUUAAAAUGCAUCAGUUUGUGAGUGCAUUACGGCCGCCAUCCAGCAAUAAUCUUAUGGGAUUGUGUUUGGAAAUCAGACAGUUUUGCGUACCGUGGUUGUCAUCUAAUAUUGUACUUGUUGUAUUACUUGUUUUUCUAUUAAAUAAUAUUUAAUCGAGUCUGUAAAAUAUGGAUAUCAAAAAGGUAUAAAAUUGCAGUAUAUUUUCUGUAGUAAACCUACAGAUAGCAUACAUUUAAUUCUCACUGUAUGACAUUAUUGAAACUAAUAUCUAGCUAAAUUGGUUUUUUUUUUGUUAAUUUAAUUUGUCAAAUAUUUAAACUAGAUAAUAUCUAUAUUAAUAAUCUAAAUAUACAUAAUAUAAACAUAUUAUUUUUACUAAAUUAUACAUGUAGGUACUUACUUAAUCCUUAAAAUUGUCAUUCAAAUUUUAUUUUUAUUUUCUAUCAAUUUUGUGUAGGUACCUACUUGAAUCUAAUUUCCUGUUCUAAAGUAUAAAUGUAGGUGUAAUUUAGUUAUAUGCAAUUCAUAUUUAUUAAUUUAUAUGCAUAUGUUACUAUAAUUAAUUAGUUUUUUUCCUUGAAUUAUAUUGAACCAUAAAUUAUUGUUUCAUAAACAUACCACCUAAAACUGUUUUAUUUUAUUCAGAGAAAUGAGUUUCAAUUGUAUUAAUUUAAUUUAAUUGAUUGUUACUUUGUAGUUUGAUCAAUGGAUGAAGACUCGAUUAGUGUACACGGUUCUACUGCUGAUUCCAUCGAAGAAUUUGAUGAACUGCAAGUACUUGAUGAAAUCACAGAAGAAACUGACAAUGUUAUUCAAGAUGAUCAAUUGGAUGAAGAGUUUGAUACGAGAAGUGAAGCUAGUUCGAGUUCCAUAGAUGCAAAGUCUGUAAGAACUAAAGUGAAAACUGAAAGAUACAUAACAAUUGAUAAAAAUUUGACAACAACUAAAAAAAGACCAUCUGCAGAAUAUUUAUCACAGCUAAAAUUUUUGUUCAAAGAGGCUCGUUUUUUUAUCAUAAAAAGUAACAAUUACGAAAAUAUUGAGUUGGCUAAAGUUAAAAAAUGUUGGUCAACAAGACCAUGGAAUGAAACAAAGUUAAAUCAAGCUUUCAGGACGUGUAAAAAUGUAAUUUUAAUAUUUUCAGUCAAAGAAAGUGGUAAAUUUGCAGGUAAAUAAUAAUAUUUUAAUAAUCAUUUAUUAUUUGUUCAUCAAAUCUUUUAUUCUGAUACUUCAGGGUUUGCUAGAAUUUCUGAAGCUGCUAGAUAUGAUUUGUCUCCUGUUGGUUGGGUUCUACUUGGAAGUCGUAACUUGUCAGGAGUAUUUAAAGUUGAUUGGAUUUCUACAAAAGAGUUGGAAUUCAGUGAGACCUCACAUUUACACAAUGCAUAUAAUGAAGGAAAAAUUGUAAAAAUCGCUCGUGAUGGUCAAGAAGUUGAUCCAAAAACUGGGAGUCAAUUGUGCUCUAUGUUUCUAGAAGACAAUUUAAUUGAUUUUCAAUAUAUUUUAAAAAAAUCUAAAAACCAUCAGCCAUCUAUUAGUACAGCUGAAUUACGUCAACGACGUCGGGUGCUUGGUUUACCAGAUGAAGGAUCAACAAAUAAAGAAUAUUUACAUACUUCUCGUCUUGGAAUAUUACAUAAACAAUCGAGGAUGUUUUCGCAUCCAUAUUCACCACAUCCUCAUCCGUAUAUUCAUCCUCCUUUGUAUUCACAAACAUUACCAUACCAAUAUAAUUUAAGUGGAUCUCCAAUAGUACAACGCUAUUAUGAAGAAAUACCAUUGCCACCAUUUCGACUUCCAGUACAUAUAUCAGAAACAUAUGCAAGGCCAUUAGAAAACUAUUACAAAAGGGACAGACUUAUAAACAUCAGGGAGCAUCAUUUAAGUCAGAGACGUGACAAAGAGUACUAUACUCAAAGACAUCGUUUUCAUUAAAAAUAUUUAAAAAAAUCCUCCUUAGAUUAUUAAUAAUAAAAUAUUAUUAAUAUUACUAGUCUUAAAAAUAGUUUGUUUAAUUUUGUUAUUUUCACAAACUAAAUAUUUAUUUAUAUUAUACUUUAUGUUUAUAUAAUUGGAAAUUUUACCACUACCCCACUUAUAGUAAUAAAUAUUAUUAUUGUUGUAAAUCGACUGAUUCUGUCUUAUAUACAUAUAAUAAUUCAAUUGAGACUUACUUUUUCUUUGAGCAAUUUGUUGUUUUAUAAUAUUUUGAUUUAAUAAUUUUGUAUUUGUGAUUUGUAAUACAUGAUUUAAUUUGUUCCAAUCUUUACUGAGGCAAUAUCAAUAUAAAUAAUAUUAAUAAUUUAAAACUUAAUAUUAUAGAUUUUUACUUGAUGUGAUUUUAUAUAACUAUUUAAUACUGUAAAGUAUACUUUUAUCUUUUACUCAAAUGUUUGAUUAUUUUUCCUUUGUUAAAAUACCAGUUUAGGUUUAAUAUCAAAUUAAAAAGCAACAAAUUAUAUCCUAUCUUUAAAAUAAUCAUUUUGUAUUUGUGUAUAUAUUGUAUUAGUUUCAAAUAUAAUAUGUAAGUUGUGAAGAUAUGAAAAAUAUUAAACAUUUAUAUUAUUAACCAGUUUAUUUAGAAGGGGCAUUUAUUGUUUAAUAUUACAACUAAAAAUUAUAUGUAAAUAAUUGUCAUUUAUAGUAUUUGCUAUAAGAGUUGAAAUGGUAUAAUUUAUUUUUAAGUAUUAGCUGGGUUUACAUGAAUUAAUAAAACUGAUUAUGUCAACUGAUAUUUACAUAGUUCAGCAAAAAUAA
Molecule: messenger RNA, 3825 nt
Organism: Cinara cedri
Lineage: Eukaryota; Metazoa; Arthropoda; Insecta; Hemiptera; Aphididae
Source: the annotation of a GenBank genome assembly